Molecule: messenger RNA, 1018 nt
Organism: Erythranthe guttata (spotted monkey flower)
Lineage: Eukaryota; Viridiplantae; Streptophyta; Magnoliopsida; Lamiales; Phrymaceae
Product: ras-related protein RABA6b
Molecular function (GO): GTP binding; GTPase activity
Source: RefSeq, a predicted model, not a curated record
AAAGAAAAACAUUAAUUCAAAAUAUAAAAGCCAACAAAGCCCUUUGACAACAAUAAUUAAGCAACAAACCGUAAUAAUGUCUGUCAUUGUCUCUUUGUCUAUCACACGCCACUAAUUCAAUCUCCCUUUUGCUUUUAUAUAUGGAUGAUCAUUUACAUAAACAAUAAAAACCAUACUUUUUCUUUCUUUCUUUUUAAUUUCCACAUACAAAUUAAAACAUAGUAGUAUUAUAUUGUUCUUAGUGCAUAAAUAUUAACCUAUAUAUCAUUAAUUUCUUACGUGAUCCUCGAUUUCGGUCGAUUUUUCGUAUAAUUGAAGAUGGCGAAUUCCUUCGACGAAGAGUGUGAUUAUCUGUUCAAAGCAAUCCUCAUAGGUGAUUCGGCGGUGGGGAAGUCGAAUCUAUUGUCGAGGUUUGCAAAGGAUGAGUUCAGCUUGGAUUCAAAGCCAACCAUCGGAGUCGAAUUCGCGUACCGGAAUAUUCGGGUGGGCGGUAAGCUGAUCAAGGCUCAGAUAUGGGAUACUGCUGGCCAAGAAAGAUUUCGAGCAAUCACGAGUUCAUAUUACAGAGGGGCACUAGGCGCCCUACUAGUGUACGACGUAACAAGGAGGUCAACAUUCGAGAGCUUGAGAAGGUGGUUGAAGGAGCUGAGGGAAUUCGGCAGCCCCGAAAUGGUUGUGGUUCUCGUUGGAAAUAAAUCCGAUUUAGAGGGAUCGAGGGUGGUUAAGUUAGAAGAUGGCCGGAGUUUGGCCCAACUCGAACAAGUUUCUUUUAUGGAAACUUCAGCUAAGGACAAUUUGAAUGUUGAAGAUGCAUUUAUAGAAAUGAUCACUAGGAUUUAUGAAAUCACAAGUCAUAAAAAAGGCCUAGAGGCUAAGGAAUGUGACCAAGACACCACUACUACAAGUGUUCAAAUAUUACAAGGGAAGAAGGAAAUUUUAUGUAUUGAUGAAGUAUCUGCCACUAAACAAACUAGGACUUGUUGCUCCUAUUGAACUUUUAAAGAUUUUUUUUUUUUUU